CUGAUUCUAUUUCUGAUAGUGUUCCACGCAGAGAGCUUGGAGCGCUUUAAAACCUCUUUCGACCAGUUACGGUGAAACUUUACACCAAGGUGUGUUAGUUUUGUGAUUUCUCAACUUUCGUAACAUAAUCAGUGCAAUAUGGAUUAUGAUUUUGAUCCUUUGGAACAUACGAGCAUAUAUCAAAGAAAAGAAGAUUCUGAUGAUAGUGAUGGAGAGGGAGGCCUGGGAAAUGUCAGCAGAAUAAUCAUGAGACCUCCAGGCCAUAGUGGGAAAGCAAAACGUGGCCACCUUUGUUUCGAUGCCUCGUUCGAAACUGGAAACUUAGGAAGAGUUGAUCUCAUAAACGAAUAUGAGUACGAUCUAUUUAUAAGGCCCGAUACUUGUAGCCCUAAGUUAAGGUUUUGGUUCAACUUUACUGUAGACAACGUUAAACAGGACCAGAGAGUGAUUUUCAACAUAGUGAACAUCAGUAAAGAAAGGAACUUAUUCAUGGAUACUAUGACACCCUUAGUGAAGUCUUCUAGUAGACCACAGUGGCAAAGGAUACCGAAAAAAUACGUCUUCUACCAUAAAUCCGUUUUACAUCAAGGGCAUUACGUGUUGAGUUUUUCGUUUGGAUUCGACAAGGAAGACGAUGUGUUUCAAUUCAGUUUAGCACCACCGUAUAGCUAUACUAAGCUUCAAACAUUUUUGAGUACUUUAGAGAAGAAAGCUACGUACCUGAGCGACAAUUUUAAAAGAGAACUUCUGGAGAAUAGUGUGCAAAAGAGAAGGCUGGACUUGAUUACCAUUGGAUCUCUAGAUAAAACACGGCCCAAAGCUAGAAGACGAGUUAUUGCCAUCAUGGCCAGGGUUCAUCCAGGAGAAUCCCCUGCAAGUUUUGUUUGUCAAGGUUUACUGGAACUACUCAUCAGCUCUAACUCCGUUGCAACUAUCCUCAGAAAGCAUGUGAUUUUCAAAGUCAUUCCCAUGCUGAACCCAGAUGGAGUGUUCUUAGGAAACUACAGAAGUACUGUUAUGGGAACAGAUUUGAACAGAACGUGGCACAUCGCAAAUCCUUGGUGUCAUCCGACUAUAAGAGCUGUAACAGAUAUGUUAGCGACGUUGGAUAAAAACAAAGAAUUCCAGUUGGAUUUUGUGAUAGAUAUUCAUGCACAUUCCAGUUUGAAAGGAUGUUUCGUUUACGGAAACACAUAUGAAGACGUAUACAGAUACGAGAGACACAUACUGUUUCCAAAAUUAUUGGCAUCUAUCUCUGAUGACUGUAUUCCUGAGAAUACGAUGUUCAAUUCCGACAUUAAUAAAAUUGGAACCGCUCGAAGAUACCUUUGUUCGUUUUUAAGUGACAGGGUGAAUUGUUAUACGUUUGAAGUGUCAAUUUUUGGAUAUAAAUUGAAAGGAUCUGAAGUUACUCUUCCUUAUACAGAAGACAGUUAUAUGAGAUGCGGUAGAAAUUUAGUGCGCACUUUUUUGGAAUAUUAUCACAAUACUGGAGCAAUUCCUGUGGAAAUUGGGUCACAGAUUGCCAGUAAAAAGCGAAGACCAAGAACGAACCAAGUCAAAAGAAGAAACAAAAACCUUUAUCAGAGGCCUUUGACGAGUCGCACUCAAGCCCAAUUGCAUUUCCAGAAUCUGAAUAUUUACGACAGCGAAACGUCUUUCGAUGACUAUACUUUCAGUUACAGACAUUCCAGUCCUCAGAGGACAUUUGAAAAAAUAAGGGAACAACUUAACUCAAGAGGUACUGCUAGAGGCAACCCGCAGAAAUACUUCACAAAUAAUUCACCUCCUCCAACCACUUUUGUUGUUCUACCAGAACCCGGGCUGUCUAUCAUUGAUUUUAAUGUUAUUUCCAGAGAUGAUAUUGAAGCAGUGUCAAAUCUAAAUCAAAGAAAAUUAAAUAAAAGGAAAAAUUAA
Messenger RNA from Leptinotarsa decemlineata (Colorado potato beetle), 1917 nucleotides. Its product is annotated as cytosolic carboxypeptidase 6. The record is from RefSeq and is a predicted model, not a curated record. NCBI's taxonomy places the organism in Eukaryota, Metazoa, Arthropoda, Insecta, Coleoptera, Chrysomelidae.